CUUAGAUUUUGGGUCAGACUAUUUGAUUUUCAUCGCUAUCCCAUUCUCUUACUCCUCCUUGUAUCUCGCGGCUUCUAGGUUUAGGGUUUGUUCAGUUCACGCGUUAUUCUCCUCCUCCUCCUCCUGCAAUUCGAUAACUUAUUUCAUCGCAGGUAAAAGGUUUGGCGUAUUUUGUAUUUGAGAAGAUAACUAUAAUGGCUGGAGUACUAGCUGGGGAAGGUUCCUACAGUGAGAGUGGAGUUUCAUCUCACUCCAGAAACUCUCAAGAAAAGCAGCAAGACGAGGGUUCCCGCUGGUAUUUCGGAAGAAGAGAAAUUGAAGAAAAUUCGCCUUCAAGGUUGGAUGGUAUUGACUUGAAGAAGGAAACUUACCUCCGUAAAUCCUACUGCACUUAUCUCCAGGACUUGGGCAUGAGAUUGAAAGUUCCCCAGGUUACAAUAGCUACAGCGAUAAUCUUCUGUCAUCGAUUCUUCUUUCGCCAAUCACAUGCAAAGAAUGACAGAAGGACAAUUGCUACCGUAUGCAUGUUCCUUGCUGGAAAGGUUGAGGAAACUCCACGUUCCUUGAAAGAAGUUAUUUGUGUAUCUUAUGAGAUAAUAAAUAAGAAGGAUCCUGCUGCUGCACAGAAAAUCAAGCAAAAGGAAGUAUAUGAGCAACAGAAAGAGCUUAUAUUAAACGGAGAGAAAAUAGUACUUUCUACAUUAGGCUUUGACCUCAAUGUUAAUCAUCCUUAUAAACCUCUUGUAGAAGCAAUAAAGAAAUUUAAGGUUGCGCAGAAUGCUCUUGCCCAAGUUGCAUGGAAUUUUGUUAACGAUGGUCUGCGGACAUCACUCAGCCUGCAGUUUAAGCCUCAUCACAUUGCGGCUGGUGCUAUUUUUCUUGCUGCCAAGUUUCUUAAAGUGAAGUUACCAUCAGACGGAGAGAAGGUUUGGUGGCAAGAGUUUGAUGUCACACCUCGACAAUUAGAGGCGCGUCGGCUAGGCUCCAGAAAUGGAGCGUCAACCGAUGAUCAUGUUGGUUCUAGGCAAACAUCAGAACGUUCAACCCAUGAACAUUCAAAUUCUGAGAAUCAUGGAGGUUCAUCAAAAGGCGUAUUGAAUCAGAACAAUGAUAAUGGGGGUGGUGAGGCAGCUAAUGUCAGUGUUGAUCACAAAGAGGAGAUAAAGAGAGAAACAAAAGAUAGCUCGCAUCAUGAAAAUCAUCCAGCUCAUGACUCUAGACCUUUAGUUGAUGAACCUGGGAAGGACAAUUCAGAAAAAGAGAGUGGGGAGCUUCAAGAUGAUGGCGCUGCUGUUCCUAAAUGUAGAAAGGUUGAAACAGGGGAUGCCCCAAUCAUCCAAUCGCCAAAAGACUUGAAAUUACUUCGGGAUAAGGUGAAGGCAAAACGAGAAAAGGCUAAGAAGUUGCUUGGUGAAAGAACGAGGGAAAAGGAUGUGAUGGAUGAGGAUGAUUUGAUUGAAAGAGAAUUGGAAGAUGUGGAACUAGCUGUUGAGGAUGAAAAGGCGAACCAAAGGAAUGCACAGAGCAGCUCAAAGGCCGAGAACUCUGAUCUCAUGGGUACAGAACAUGGUGAGAUUCGUGAUGUUAAAGGAGGCAAAAAUGCAGAAGAAGGUGAAAUGUUAAACGAUGUCUCCCCAAUGCAUAACAGAAAGAGAAAAAUGGGAAGUAGCCCUCCUGAAAAACAGUUAGAAGGAAAGAGACGCUACUAUAGUGAGAACGGUGAAGAAGGCCACAGGACGACCAGCAGAGGUAGUAGUCAUCAUGGUGAUAGAGAGCAGAGAAGACGCUCACAAGAGAACAACCAUUCAUGAGAGAGGUAAUGAUUAUUAAAACUGCUACUCUUGAUAUCUCAUCUUAUGGUCUUUCUAAAGACCUUUGGUACUUUGAACUUAACUACUACAUGGGUCGGUUCAGUCGUUGGAACCGUGGUCGGUGUAUUUUAUGUUUAAUUAUAUAAUCUAUUUUUGGCAUUUUGCACAAUCCAACGGCUUGAACGAGAACUCAUCAUCCUAAAAGGAUGUUGAUAAGCUAAUCAAGCUUUCUUCUAGUACGUAGUACUCCAUGCUAGGGAACUUAAAGUAUGCAUUAUAUCACCUGCUUUUUUUUCCGCCUAAUCUUAAACUCGGAAAUGGUUUGUUUCCGCUGGAAAACUUUAUACUUUCAUUUGCUUAAAUAUAUAGCCAUUAUGAUAAAGUUUCCUCCACUGUGGUAAGAUAAGAGUUGUCAGUUAUUGCCUGAGAUACCGAUCAUAUGAAGUGUAAGUUCUGGUCACUUUUGAUAGCUUCUCCGAGAUUUUGUUAUUGCCAUAUACUUUUUAUCUCAUUUUUUUUGAUAAAUAUAUACUUUUUAUCUCAUGUAAAAGAGAAACAUUUGUACGCUAUUGAAACGAGUUAUGUAAUGAAUCUAUCGACAUACUUUUCUCUAUGUGUUGUCUUGUGUUUUUAUAGUUCUAAA
Molecule: messenger RNA, 2454 nt
Organism: Eruca vesicaria subsp. sativa (arugula)
Lineage: Eukaryota; Viridiplantae; Streptophyta; Magnoliopsida; Brassicales; Brassicaceae
Source: the annotation of a GenBank genome assembly